Gadus macrocephalus (Pacific cod) is the source of this 4909-nucleotide messenger RNA. RefSeq names its product semaphorin-3F-like. The transcript is spliced from 18 exons. The record is from RefSeq and is a predicted model, not a curated record. Gene Ontology annotation, molecular function: semaphorin receptor binding; chemorepellent activity. Lineage: Eukaryota; Metazoa; Chordata; Actinopteri; Gadiformes; Gadidae. Gene Ontology annotation, biological process: negative regulation of axon extension involved in axon guidance; neural crest cell migration; negative chemotaxis. The coding region runs from base 931 to 3219 and encodes 762 amino acids.
GGCGUUACAGUGUCGCUCGCUGUUGCGUUUGGAUGAUGGACUUUGAAGUAUUGCAUUGCGUAUCCCUAAAGUCAUUCUCCUGUGUUUUCCCUCAUUAAUCGUAUCAUGCUGCGAUUCCAACAAAAGCUUUUUUUGGGGGGGGGGGGGGGGGGGCGGUCUCCUGUACUCUUGUGUACCAGUCCAGUGUCCAUCCAUCAACGUCUAUAGACAAGGGCAUUCAUUCGCCCGGAGAUUCUUGGCAUUCCCCGGCCCGAGGUGUCCUUUCUUCGGCGUGACAGGCUGUGUUGGACUGCACAAUAAUGUGGAAACUUCUUCUAGACAGCCAUAACAAAAAAGCCCCCCCUCCACGGAGUUAAAUGGCUUCUAGUGUAGCUGUGAACUGUCAGGGUCCCGAAGCCCUGCCCAUCCCAGGCAUGGUGUGAGAAACCCUCCAGGAUUACGUCUCAUCCUGGCACGGACAGGGUUAAAUGGUUACGGUCCACUUGAUUCUUCCCGAUUUGUAGAGGGGGGGGAGCUCGCUUUGUUUCAGUCAGGGGUGUCAUGGAGAAAGACGAAGAAGUGCGGAGAAGUGUUCGUGUGGAAACACCUGCGGACAUGCUGCGGAACUUCUGGACGUGUCACACGUUGGGUUGAAGGAGUCUGUUUGACGCUAUAUAUUUAUAUAUAUAUAAAAAAGGUUUAUUACUCCGAAUUGGCAACCAACAUUUAUUUUUUUAUUUUUUUUGACUUCGGAAAUACGAGACGGUGACGUGAUUAGGACCACCGGGUUGAUAAGUGGAUAAGGAGAGCGGACAGGAGGAAAAGUUGAGUGCGUUCACGGUGGGAACCGUCGAAGAGCGGGUUUAACGCGGAGGUACGAGGCACCGCAUCCUUGCAGACCCCGAGCUGAGACCCGCUCACCGCUCUGAAGGAAACGCUGCUCUCCUCGCCAUGGCAACCGGCCACGUCCCCCCGCUUCUCCCCUCUCUCCUGUACUUUUUGGGAUGCUGUGUGUACUGUUGCCAUGGUGACUUCCAGGCAGCCCCCAGGGUGUAUCUGUCCUACAAGGAGCUGCUGGAGACGCGGACGGCCCGGCCCUUCUCCUUCUCCUUCAACACCAGCGACUACAGGAUCCUGCACAUGGACCAGGACCAGGGCCGGCUCUACCUGGGCUGCCGGGAGUACCUGGUGGCGCUGGACAUGCACAACGUCAACAAGGAGCCCCUCAUCAUCCACUGGCCGGCGUCUGCAGAGAGGAAAGCGGAGUGCAGGAUGACUGGGAAGGGGGGGCAGGGAGAAUGUGCCAACUUCGUGCGUCUGAUGGAGCCCUGGAACCGGACCCACCUGUACACCUGCGGGACAGGCGCCUACAAACCAGUCUGCACCUUCAUCAACCGCGGCUGGAGGGCAGAGGACUACGUGUUCAGGCUGGUUCCUGGCCAGGUGGAUUCUGGGAAGGGGAAGUGUUCGUACGACCCCCGGCGGGCCAACGCCGCCACGCUCAUCAACGGUAACCUGUAUGCGGGGGUCCACGUGGACUUCAUGGGGACGGACCCGGCUAUCUUCAGGACGCUGGGGGACCGGCCCGCGGUCCGCACAGAGCAGUACGACUCCCGCUGGCUCAACGAGCCGGUGUUUGUGAAGAUCCAAAAGAUCCCGGACAGCACGCAGGCCAACGACGACAAGCUCUACUUCUUCUUCAGGGAGAAGAGCUUGGACUCUACCGGGGGGAACAACCCCAUCAUGGUGUCCCGGGUGGGCCGGGUCUGUCUGAACGACGACGGAGGUCAAAGGUCGCUGGUCAACAAGUGGACCACCUUCCUGAAGGCGCGGCUGGUGUGCUCUGUAACCGGGGGCGACGGGGUGGAGACGCACUUCGACGAGCUGAGGGACGUGUUCAUCCUACCCACGCAAGACGCCCGCAAUCCGGUUGUGUACGGUGUGUUCGCCACGGCUGGGUCGGUGUUUAAAGGCUCCGCGGUGUGCGUGUACGCCAUGUCCGACAUCAGGAACGUCUUCAACGGCCCCUUCUCUCACAAACACGGACACAACUACCAGUGGACCCCCUAUACGGGCAAGAUCCCCUACCCCCGUCCCGGCACGUGCCCCGGGGGGACGUUCACCCCGGGGCUGCGCUCCACCAAGGAGUUCUCUGACGAGGCGGUGAACUUUGUGCGGGCGCACCCCCUCAUGUACCAGCCCGUGUACCCCCUGCACAAGCGGCCCCUGGUGCUCAGCACUGCGGGGGACCACCGCUUCACCUCCAUCGCCGUGGACAUCGUGGACGCCACCGACGGGAAGUACGAGGUGCUCUUCCUGGGAACAGAUCGGGGGACGGUGCAGAAGGUCAUCGUUCUCCCCAAAGACGCCAGCAGCACGGAGCAGCUCAUCCUGGAGGAGGUGGAGGUGUUCAGGACUCCGACGACGAUCAAAACGAUGAGGCUUUCAUCCAAACGGCAACAGCUGUACGUGACGUCGGACCGCGGCCUGACCCAGGUGUCCCUGCACCGCUGCGGGGUGUACGGCCGCGCCUGCUCCGACUGCUGCCUGGCCCGGGACCCCUACUGCGCCUGGGACGGGGAGACCUGCGCCUCCUUCGCCCCCUCGGCCAAGAGGCGCAGUAGGAGACAGGACGUGAAGCACGGAGACCCCCUGAGCCAGUGCCGAGGCUUCAACACCAAAGAGAAGCGUCUGCGUGAGGCGGUGCAGUUCGGCGUGGAGGGCAGCAACGUGUUCCUGGAGUGCCAGCCACGCUCUCCGCAGGCCAGCGUCAAGUGGCUGCUGCAGAAGGACGGCCGCAGGAAGCUGCUGAACCGGGAGCACGAGGUGCUGAAGACGGGCCACGGCGUGCUGCUGAAGGAGCUGGUGCAGGCGGACGCCGGGGUCUACCACUGCCAGGCCACGGAGAACAACUACCGCCACACGGUGGCCCGCAUCGCCCUGCGCAUCCUGGACCGCGAGAUCGUGGAGGCGCUUACCGCCACCGACGUGCCCCCGCUGCACCGCCAGCCGCACGAGGCUGCGCCCCCGGCCGGCGCCGACCCCCGGACUGCCGCCGCCGCUGCCGCCGCCUCCUCCCAGGCGGAGGUGCGUCUCAUCGGCCAGUACUGCCGGGCCUACCUGGAGGAGCUGUGCCCCGGGCGGAGCACCAAGCGCACCCACCGCCGGCACGCCGAGGCCGGGGGCUCCGGCUGCAAGCCUGCCGCUGCCGCCUCCUCCUCCUUCCCACGCAGGCUGUAACCACGCCCUCCUCCUCCUCCUCCUCCUCCUCCUCCUCCUCCUUCCCACGCAGGCUGUAACCACGCCCCCCUCCUCCUCCUCCUUCCUACGCAGGCUGUAAUCACGCCCUCCUCCUCCUCCUCCUCCUCCUCCUCCUUCCUACGCAGGCUGUAACCACGCCCCCCUCCUCCUCCUCCUCCUCCUUCCUACGCAGGCUGUAACCACGCCCCCCUCCUCCUCCUCCUCCUCCUCCUCCUCCUCCUCCUUCCCACGCAGGCUGUAACCACAACCUCCUCCUCCCCCACAAGCAGCCUACUACCCCGCCCUCUCAUUCCUUCAGGCUAGCACAUGGCUAGCACACGGCUAGCACAUCGCUAGCGCAUGGCUAGCACACAGCUAUCACUAGUCCGACAGCGUACAGUUCAGGCUUGAUCAAGAAUGCACACAUGCUACCACUGAUUUUUCCAAAAUGACACCUAACAAUGAUAAGAGAAGAUGAGAUUUAAAGGUGACAUAUUAUACCACCAGGUGUGUGAUUAGCCGUUACAAGCCGUUUUGAAAAUCUGCCUCUUCUGACAUCACAAGUGGGCGUGUCCACCUAGAUAUAUGAUGGAUAGAUGUGCAACGAUUGCUACAGUCCACUGGGUAGGCUGGUAGACUGCUCUAUCCAGCACACAUCUAGGUGGACACGCCUACUUGUGAUUUCAGAAGAGGCCGAUUUUCGAAACCGCUUGUAACGGCUAAUCACACACCUGGUGGUAUAAUAUGUCACCUUUAACGCAAACGACAUAUACAUAUUUCGUUCAUGUAAUAUAAAUGUGGCUUGCUGGGAUCUGCACAUGGGAACAAAAUGUAAAGGGACUAAAGAGGUACUCACAAGUAAUCGUUUACUUGUUGCACAAAAAAACUUCACCCCUUCAUUUGUUGAAGCUGUAAAGAAAUAUAUUCUUUCCCCAUUUACUAGUGAUCAAGGGUUAAGCAUGUAAAAGGAACAUAUUUUAUAUUGUAUUACUUAAAAUAAGGGUGAUUUUGUUUGUGCUUUGUUUUAAUGGACCAUUUAGUAUGACGAAUAGAGUCCUAUUUCUUUAAGUUUUACCAAAAUGGAAAUAUUUUUAAGUCUACCUAUUUUUAUAAAAAGAAAAUAAUGUUAUAUUAUUACACAUUAAAAAAAAUACUCAGUUGUACAGGGGCAAUGAUGGAGGGAGUAAAAAAAAAGUGUGGCUUGUCAAAAUAAUUUCUGUAAUAAUUAACAACUAUUCAACAAUUUUAAAUGUUUCAAUGAGGAUGCUGUUACUAAUAUUAUGGGAUAGAAGGUCAUCCCUGCAUUGAGCUGGUGACACAAUCUCCAAACGAGGUGUUUUGAUUUCUUAUUCAAAUAAGAACAUUUAUUGUGUUUUGCCAUUCUUCUAGAUACUGAACUUUCAAUCAACGUGUUGUGCUUUUUUAUUUGUAGUUGAUCUACAUACUAUUCUGUGUAAUGCUUGAUGGGUUGCUGUGCUCGUAGUGGCUUAAGCCAUAUUGUUCAUAAUAAAUAGUACAUUACGUGAGUGGAUCAGUAUGUUACGAUAUGGGUCGUACAAUUGUUGUUUAAGCUGACUCAAGAUAUCCAAUGUUUUGGUUUUACCUAUGUGUGUCUCUCUGCACUUGUUCAUAACCACUGUCACAAAUAUACAAUUAUUGUAAUUUCAAUAAACAUUGUAAUGCUACAAAA